AUGGAAUACGAGAUGAUCAAAUGUGAGGACGCUUCGAAAGGCCAAUCUGACAAGUGGUUCCAUAUUCGACCUAGGCAAUGCAACAUCAUCGGAGACUUGUCGGCAUUUACUCCAACAUCAUUCGAUCUACGAGAAAUUGUCUUCGUUGCACAAAUGCCUCAUGUGAGAGACCGCGUACAGCUGGAAUACUCACCAUGGUUUCAGUUCUUACUGGGUCUUCUACAAGUGGAGGUGGAGUACAGUGACAUCUUCAAGUACGGUAUGAUACAUUCUUUAACCUUGAUUUACUUUUAUCUGCAAAAUCAUGCUUGCUGUUUACAAUAUUGA
Messenger RNA from Cylicostephanus goldi, 327 nucleotides. The record is from the annotation of a GenBank genome assembly. Lineage: Eukaryota; Metazoa; Nematoda; Chromadorea; Rhabditida; Strongylidae.